GUUCCCGGAGCUCCGCCUCCACUCGGUAAGCGUCGAUCCGCUCCUUCUGCUGCUGCCGCUCCUGGCCCCGGAGCCCGCCGCGGCCUGACAGCGUGGGGCUUGCCCCGGGGGACACGCAACAGGAUAAGUUUUACAGUGUGCAUGAUAUUCAGGACUGGAACAUAAUGGCUUUGCUGCCGUACGAUGGUGCCAUGAUUCCUGGACUCCGGAAGUUCCAUGAACCAUCAGCAACCUUUCACUAUGCCAAGCGAGACAUAGUGAUCAGACAGAAUUGGAAUCAGCUCGGUGUAGCAGCUGUAGUGUGGGAUGCAGCCAUUGUACUUUGCACAUACCUUGAACUGGGAACAAUCCAGCUACAAGACCGCACUGUGAUAGAACUGGGAGCGGGUACCGGAUUAGUUGGAAUAGUUGCAGCAUUGCUAGGUGCCGACGUAACAGUCACUGACAGGGAGGUGGCGUUACAGUUCCUCGAGUCUAAUCUCCAAGAAAACAUUCCCCCUGACCUGCGGACCAAGGCACGAGCCAGGGAGCUGAACUGGGGGGUGAACCUAGACCAGUUCGACCCGGGCAGCUACGAUGUGGUCCUUGGGGCAGACGUGGUUUACCUGGAGGAGGCAUUCCCGGCCCUGCUGGAGACGUUAGAAUAUCUCAGCUCUGAGGAGACUACAAUCCUGCUGUCCUGCCGCAUCCGUUACGAGCGAGACCAGAACUUCUUGCAGAUGCUUGGGAGUCGCUUCGUGGUGGAGAAAGUCCACUACGACACUGAGAAAGAUGUUCAUGUUUACAAGGCACAGAAGAGAAUGGCAAAGGAAGAUCUUUAACACCAGAAUCUAGCCACUGUUGAAGGUCCACAUAGGAAGAGGAGGCCAUUCUUAGUUUUAAAAUUUUCAAUCGAGACCGCCUCCUCUCACUCCCCACUCCUCCACCCAACCUCCACAUGGUUUAAGAGCGACAGAGUUUUGUACUUCCACUGGCUGUUUGUGUGAAGAAGUACUUUUUGACAUUACCCUUGAAUGGUCUAGCUCUAGUUUUAGGCUUAUGCCCCCUUGUUCUGGUCUUGCUCACCAGUGGUUUCUCUCUAUCGACCCUAUCACAUCCCUUUUUAAUCAUCCAAAUUAGAUCAUCUUUCCUACUCAGGGGAAUGCAAAUCUCAUCUAUGCAACUUGCCCACACCUAAUUGAACCCACUUGGUUUAGUUGUGCCAUAUCCCUUCAAAGGCCAGUCUGUUCUUCCUGAGGAACAGUUCCUGGAAGUGGAAGAGGCAGUCUGCCUGACCAGCAUUCUUCUCAGCUGUAAAGUCAUUUCCACCCGUUAGUAAUCCAGCAUCUUGAGACAAAGGCCUACAUUCCAUUAGAUAUUUGCAUUCUUUUUUAUAUGUAUCCCUAGCCUUUACUGAUUUCUCUCAACUUGGAUCCACCAAAUCUCACUGAUUCUCAACUCUUCCCCAGUUUUUCGCUGUUUAGAAAAAAAGAUUCAGGUCUAUCUUUCUUAGGUUGAAAGUUAGUGACACCACACUUCUGAGAUCUAGUCUCAACUUUUGUGUUCAAGGAGGUCCACGUGAGCAAGUCUAAUAAAGACAUAGUUAUGUUUAA
Molecule: messenger RNA, 1592 nt
Organism: Rhincodon typus (whale shark)
Lineage: Eukaryota; Metazoa; Chordata; Chondrichthyes; Orectolobiformes; Rhincodontidae
Gene: mettl21a
Product: methyltransferase 21A, HSPA lysine
Exons: 4
Coding region: 165-821 (218 amino acids)
Biological process (GO): peptidyl-lysine methylation
Cellular component (GO): cytosol; cytoplasm
Molecular function (GO): protein-lysine N-methyltransferase activity
Source: RefSeq, a predicted model, not a curated record